AUGGAUGAUUCUCCCGAAGAUGGAUUAUGCGCCAAUUACGCGCGCCACUUCAGUUGGUGGCAACCUCCGCCCGAGAGGCUCAUCCGAAAGAUCCCUGGCAUUGGUCUCCUCCAAUGCAACGGUGACACCGCGAACGACUACUUCACAGAACCCGCUCCUCUCGUCGGAACGGUGGCAGCGGGUGACAAUGUCCAUCUCAGCUGGCUAAACCAUGCUGGAGAUAACCACAAAGGCCCUUUGCUAACUUACAUGGCGCGUGCUCCAUCGGAUAUUGACAUCAGGCAGUGGAUUCCCGGGAGAGAGGCCGUCUGGUUCAAGGUACACCACGAAGGGAAAUACGGAGAUGGGAAAUGGGCCGCACCGGAGAUGUUCGAGAAGCGAAAUGGGACUUACACAUUUAGGAUCCCACCAAACCUGUUACCGGGUCAAUACCUGAUACGGCACGAAUGGAUUGCUCUGCACUUCGGUAUCGCCUUACCUUUUGCUGUGGAAUGA
Coprinopsis cinerea okayama7#130 is the source of this 495-nucleotide messenger RNA. RefSeq lists its product as hypothetical. NCBI's taxonomy places the organism in Eukaryota, Fungi, Basidiomycota, Agaricomycetes, Agaricales, Psathyrellaceae. The transcript is spliced from 5 exons. The record is from RefSeq and is a predicted model, not a curated record. Bases 1 to 495 code for a protein of 164 amino acids.